This is a messenger RNA of Pocillopora meandrina, 2511 nucleotides long. Lineage: Eukaryota; Metazoa; Cnidaria; Anthozoa; Scleractinia; Pocilloporidae. The record is from the annotation of a GenBank genome assembly.
AUGGAAUUCCCACUACACAGUGAAGUUAUACUUAACACUGGUCUUGAAGCCGUGGAAAACUGUUUAAAAGCGGGAGAAGAUCCUAACAAGAGAGAUGAUUAUGGCAGCGCACCUCUGCACUGCAUUAAUUUUUACGACGACGAGGCCUACAGAAUGGUACAGCUUCUCCUAAACUAUGGCGCGGAUAUGUUCAGUAGAGACGGCCUAGGAAGACUGCCAUUUCAACAUGCUUUAGAGCAUGCUAAUAAAAAAGCAUGCCAAACUUUCGUAGACAGGGGAUUUUCCCUGCAAAAGCCCGAUCGUAUGCGAAAUGGAACCUACGAACUGCUUCAUAGUUUGGAGCUGUUUCAAUCAGAUGCUGUUGAGGUUCUUCAAGUCCUUGUAGAUCUUGGAGUCGAUUUAUCUGCUACACUAUCCUCAACGGGUGAAACCCUCCUGCAUAAGGCGGUCGAAACAGGGGCUUCUUUAGAGACCGUGCAGUUUCUGAUCUCAACAGGAAUAUCGGUGAACAGCAGUAACUCUUUAGGAAUGACACCUUUGCAUAUGUUGAGAUAUCUAGACUGCAGCAACCCAACAGAUAAAUAUGACGAGGAGAAAUCGCGGCAUUCAAAAUUAGUGAAACUCUUUGUGAUGGAAGGUCAUAAAAUCAACAGUCAAGACAUCUUUGGUCGAGCUCUCGUACAUUAUGUGAUAUCCGAAAUGCGACAGAGCUCUCUCUUGCAGUUCCUUGUUAGGCAUGGGGCUGACUUAGGCAUCAAAGACAGAAAUGGUGUUACCCCAUUACACUUGGCGUGCUCCUGGGACAAUACAGCAAAUUUAAGGGAGCUAAUCGGGAAUGGCUGUGUGGUUGAUAUCGAGGACAAGAAUGGAGCAACAGUUCUUCACUACGCAGUUUUCUACAACAAUGCCAUUGCACUGAAAUGUUUAUUGAGUCGAUGUGAAUCUUGUUUAGUGUCAAAGCCAGAUAAUUCUGGGAAAACCCCAAUCCACUGGGCAAGGUACUUUGGAUAUGUACAACUAAUCGAUAUUUUGGAAGAUUAUUUUUUGUGUUUGGACAAUGGUUUUCAACGCGGAGAACUACCUGAUUUGUUUCCACUCAAAGAUGAAUUCAAUGACAUCAAAAAGCAAGAGGAUGUCGAAAAGAUGCAGUCAAAGGACUUCUCUCUAAAUGGACACCCAAACAGAACUCUGAAAAAACUAUUGACUUCACCAGUCAUUGGCAGACUACAAGUAAUUCCAGAGAGCCAAGAAAUUAAAUUUGCAGUGAAUAAAGUUAUUCAGCAGGUGGCAGGAAUUGUUUCAAAAGCUUAUCCCCUGUUUACGUUUGUCCCUGAGAUCUCUGGUAGUGUCAGUGAAGGCACCAAGUGUGGAUUUCCUGAUGAAUUUGACUUCUUAUGUACAAUGGUGAAACUUGGGAAGCAUUUCCAGGAGCCAAACAUGGAAUCCAGUCCCCCAAUGUUUUGUCAACUGCAACUGAAACCUGAUUUGCGCCUGUCAGCUUCUCAUGAGAUUAUGCAAUAUGUGGAUGAAAACAACAGUUUAAGGAGUGCAAAGUUGAUCAAUGACUUCAGUGGUCAUUUAAACCAUGCCUUUUUUGAGGAGGAAAUCUGGAAUGGUCUCCCCUCUCUAGCACCAGUUAGUGUCUGUGUAAUGGGUGCAAAUGCUACAAAAAUUACUCUCAAGUGGUCAGGUCAAGUUUACAGAGAUCUGCUGAUCAGUGUUGAUCUUGUCCCUGCAGUACACUUCCCCUUGUUUUGGCCUCCAAAUAUUUGUGAAACCCCUUUGUUGCAUCCCAAAUUGAAAGAAAAAGGUGUUCACGUUGUGAUGGCCCUACAUGGUGAAUGUUUUUUCAAACAUGGAGAAAAGCACUUUCGUCUCUCUUUUUCUACAGCAGAAACUGCAAUAUUCCAGGCUCUUCCAGAGCAUGUACAUUCCAGUUACAUUCUAGCAAAGGCUGUGAGAAGUACUUAUGUGUGUUCAAAAAUUGCACCAGGAAUUCAAACCACUCAAGAGCUACCAAGCAGUUCUGAUGAAGAAAGAAAUAAUGAAAGUGAUACUGAACAAUCAUCACACAAAGAAACUGAGGUAGCAGUAAAUCUGCCAGAAGAUAACAAUGUCUGGGCAGAUAAAGUUAUCUCUAGUUACUUCUUGAAAAAUGCACUUUAUCUGCUAGUUGAUAAAUCUUGCCAGAAAGAAAUUGACCUUGAUAUACAGAACACUUCAGAAGACCAGGUGAUUGCCUGGGGGGAGGCUAUCUAUGACUUCCUUGAUGAUUGUCUUCAGCAAGGAAAUCUGCCAUCUUUCUUUAUGCCAAACCUAAACUUGCUUGAAAAGAAUUAUGAUUCAGAACAGCAUGAGAGAGUAUUUUAUGGUGGACUGGAAUUCCAUCCAAUGGAUGAAGAUCUGAUGCAAGAUCUAGAUGAUGCACUGGAAGGAACAAGGGAGGAUGUGGAACAUUUGAGAAAACCCUUUAUCAAAAUGUUAAAGGGGAUUAUUCAUUCCAGUUGGUAG